Messenger RNA from Polistes dominula (European paper wasp), 1344 nucleotides. Its product is annotated as small ribosomal subunit protein eS6. NCBI's taxonomy places the organism in Eukaryota, Metazoa, Arthropoda, Insecta, Hymenoptera, Vespidae. Gene Ontology annotation, cellular component: ribosome. Gene Ontology annotation, biological process: translation. Gene Ontology annotation, molecular function: structural constituent of ribosome. The record is from RefSeq and is a predicted model, not a curated record.
GGAUCCCUAGUCGCAAGGAUCGAGUUAUGACAAAUAAUCUUUUGAGACCAUUGGAAAGAAAGGGGAUUUGUGAAUAGUUUAAACACUACUUGCUUCGAUUGCUACGAUAACGGCCUAUCUCCUUCGCUAUUCGACAUUCCUAUGUUACGCUGACUUUCGUGAACUCUUUCAAUCUACAUCCUUGUAAUCGAUCUCCAUAAAGACGUAUACUGUAUGCGGUAGAGUUUAAUAGUGAUUUUUUUUGUAUUCUUUCCUUAUACUACACUCCACGUGCGUAUCCUUCUUGUGUGUAUUUUGCGAGCGUAUGGAACGAUCAACAUAACUCUGCAAUAAUAUUAAAAUUUCAUUACGAUGAAGUUGAACGUAUCGUUUCCAGCCACAGGAUGUCAAAAAUUGUUCGAAAUUUCGGACGAACACAAGCUCCGAAUGUUUUAUGAAAAACGUAUGGGAGCAGAGGUAGAAGCCGACUCUCUUGGUGAUGAAUGGAAGGGAUACGUAGUACGUAUUGCUGGUGGAAAUGAUAAACAAGGUUUUCCUAUGAAGCAGGGUAUCUUGACCAAUGGUCGUGUACGAUUAUUGCUGUCAAAGGGACACUCCUGCUACAGACCCAGGCGUGACGGAGAAAGAAAACGUAAAUCUGUACGUGGUUGCAUUGUCGAUGCAAAUUUGUCAGUGCUUGCAUUGGUAAUUGUGAAGAAGGGAGAACAGGAAAUUCCUGGACUUACUGAUACACAAGUUCCACGUCGCUUAGGACCAAAGAGAGCUAGUAAAAUUCGUAAGCUCUUUAAUCUUACAAAAGAAGACGAUGUACGCCAAUUCGUCGUCAAAAGACCCAUCCAGAAAGAAGGCAAGAAGGAGCGUCUUAAGGCUCCUAAAAUUCAACGUCUGAUUACGCCUUUGACAUUACAGAGAAGGAGACAUAGGCGUGCAUUGAAAAAGAGGCGUUGCUUGAUACGUAAGGAGCAAGCAGCUGAUUAUGCUAAGCUCUUGGCUCAAAGGCAAAAGGAAGCCAAGAAUAGACGUAAAGAAGAAAUAAAACGAAGACGCAGUGCUUCAAUCCGUGAUUCCAAAUCAUCUAAUCCAUCUACUACAACUGCAGUUCAGAAGUAAAAGAAGUUCUAAUGUAUUGUAUCAAGUAUUCUUAAUAGUGUAUUAAUAUUAUGAUUAAGUAGAAUUUGAUAUCUUUAAAAUAUAUUAUUAUUUCCAAAUGUCGUUAUGAUUUUUGAUUUUAACACUUGGCAUAUGGGUUACUUUUCAUUGUCAAGUUACGCGUUCAGCGGGCGUCUUUUCGUGAAUCGCGUGAGAGUUUGGUCAUUCAAUAAAAUCGCAGUAAAUCAAAAACUA